Molecule: messenger RNA, 1108 nt
Organism: Culex quinquefasciatus (southern house mosquito)
Lineage: Eukaryota; Metazoa; Arthropoda; Insecta; Diptera; Culicidae
Product: cytochrome c-2
Exons: 2
Coding region: 179-505 (108 amino acids)
Biological process (GO): mitochondrial electron transport, ubiquinol to cytochrome c; mitochondrial electron transport, cytochrome c to oxygen
Cellular component (GO): mitochondrial intermembrane space
Molecular function (GO): electron transfer activity; heme binding
Source: RefSeq, a predicted model, not a curated record
AGUCAGCUGUCAGUGCGCUCGCUUGCUCGUGGCUCGCAUGUGCCGCGCGAACAAAUCGAUUCGCGAGAACCAGCGCUGUGCUUCAGAAAAGUUCGUGCUGAUUGGACGUGUACGGCGGAUACGCUCCGGAUUUUUCCACUCUCCCCCUGCAAAAGUUUUACAACACUAGCCAAACGAAAUGGGUGUUCCUGCCGGAGAUGUUGAGAAGGGCAAGAAGCUGUUUGUCCAGCGUUGCUCGCAGUGCCACACCGUCGAGGCCGGUGGCAAGCACAAGGUCGGCCCGAACCUGCACGGUCUGAUGGGCCGCAAGACUGGCCAGGCUGCCGGAUUCUCCUACACCGACGCCAACAAGGCCAAGGGAAUCACGUGGAACGAGGACACCCUGUUCGAGUACCUGGAAAACCCCAAGAAGUACAUCCCCGGAACCAAGAUGAUCUUCGCCGGUCUGAAGAAGCCCGGAGAGCGCGCCGAUCUGAUCGCGUACCUCAAGUCGGCCACCGCCUAAACCUGUGUUGCAGCAAACCAAACAAUAGCACUGCUCUAACAAUAACAACUACACAUCAACACACACACAGACACAAACACACAACAACUCCGAGAGUUUGAACCCUCGCCACCGACGACGAAACGCGAUGAAAUCCCAUUAGGACAAUUUUCUGUAGAAAAUAAUCUAAUUUUAAUUUUAUUUAUACAAUUAGAUUAAUGGAAAGUGAAAUUAAGCCAACCUACCAGCUCAGCAACAACCAAACUUAAACGAAAGGAAAUAAAAGUGAGAACAGAUCGUUGUUCGUUCACGCAAAACCUACGCAACACAGACAAACGAGUAGUAUUAUGAAAAACUGGGUGGAAAGAGCAGAAUGGGUGCCCUCUCUGAUGGGUAAGGAAUCGAUUACGUUUUUCGUUUUUAAUAUCGGAUUAGGUUUUUUCUUACGUUCACAAUCGCUUUCGACGUGCGCCGCCGUUUCGUAACGAGGAGACAACACUCGCGCAGAAAUUAAAAAAAAAAACCUGUAAAAUUUUAUCCUAAAUUCGGUGCAAAAUUGAAACGGACUUUCAUUCGUGCCGGAAGAAUAAAACGCGUUGGACCGGAUGUUACGGUUCUUCUGGA